This is a messenger RNA of Hibiscus syriacus, 2005 nucleotides long. RefSeq names its product probable arabinosyltransferase ARAD1. Lineage: Eukaryota; Viridiplantae; Streptophyta; Magnoliopsida; Malvales; Malvaceae. Gene Ontology annotation, molecular function: glycosyltransferase activity. The transcript is spliced from 2 exons. The coding region runs from base 413 to 1906 and encodes 497 amino acids. The record is from RefSeq and is a predicted model, not a curated record.
CGCCUCCAUCUUUCACUCGGUUUAUCUCUACAGUUCCCAAAAAGACCCAUUCUUCACUCUAUGGUUCAGCCCCUACCCCAAAGGUAUCUCUUUCUUCUUGCAAUCUGUCGGCUACCCAUUUCUGCAAAUCAUCCAACUUUCCUGCCCAGAUGAUCAAGUUCUGAUUUUUUUUUCAUGCAAGUUUUUUUUCUGGUUUCUUUUAAAUAGCUUUCAGUAUCUUUGUUUUCUGGGAUUUUCUUUCGAAGUGUAGCUGUUCAUAUUCGUUCCCUUUUUUAGGGUUUCUCCUAGUCUUCUCAGCUCAUCUUUUAGGGUUUUAAACAAGGAAAGUGGGUUUUAGGCUUAGCCUCCAGAUUUGUGCUGACGAGUAAGUGUCUAUAUUUUUUGAAUUUAUUUGAUAGCCCGGUUCUUUUGGAUGCCCUCAAUGUCUGAAAUGGGCAUAUUUUCCUCAAGGUUUCUUUUUUGUAUAAUGACCAUUUCAAUGUUCCUUUUGAUCCUUUCUUCCGUGUUCCUUCUGCAAUUUGGCAAUACAUCUCUUUUACCUCGAUCCGUUUUCAAAUUGAUUCUUGUCAAUGGCACUGUUUUCUUGAAAUCAAAUGUUAAAAAUGAGCUAAAAUUACCUUUCUUCUCAUCUGAGUCUGCACAAGUUGAUGCUCAGGCCCCAGUGAGAAAGGGAGAUUCGACAUGUCAUAAGCCGAAUUAUGGGAAGGAAAUUUGCUUUUCUAGGCAGCGAAAUAUAGAGUCCUGCAAUGCCGAUCAAGCUCUUUUAAGGGUGUAUAUGUAUGACUUGCCUUCUGAAUUUCACUUUAGGUUAUUGGGUUGGAAAGGAAAAUCGAAUCAGGUUUGGCCGGAGGUAAACGAUCCGAGUAGAAUUCCAGCGUACCCUGGAGGGUUGAAUUUGCAGCAUAGCAUGGAGUACUGGCUCACCCUUGAUCUUCUAUCUUCGAACACACCGAGUGUGGUCAGACCUUGUGCUGCAAUCAGAGUUACAAAUUCGAGUCAAGCUGACAUAAUUUUUGUGCCAUUCUUUGCAUCUCUCAGUUACAAUCGGCAUUCCAAACUUCGAGGAAAGGAGAAAGUUAGUGUUAAUAAAUUGCUGCAGGAUAAAUUAGUUAAGUUCCUGACCGCACAGAGUGAAUGGAAGCGAUUCGGGGGGAAGGACCACUUAAUUGUGGCCCACCAUCCGAAUAGCAUGUUGGAUGCAAGAAGGAAAGUCGGUUCUGCUAUGUUUGUGCUUGCAGAUUUCGGGAGAUACCCUGCUGAAAUAGCAAACAUUGAGAAGGAUGUAAUUGCUCCUUACAGGCAUGUCGUGAAGACAAUUCCAAGUGUUGAUUCGGCCCCAUUUGAGAAACGCCCGACACUGGUCUUUUUCCAAGGAGCGAUAUACAGGAAAGAUGGAGGUGCUAUUCGGCAAGAACUUUAUUACCUUCUCAAAGACGAGAAAGAUGUACACUUUGCAUUUGGCACCAUUCAAGGGAAUGGAGUCAGCCAAGCCGGGCACGGGAUGGCAUCAUCCAAAUUCUGCCUCAAUAUUGCCGGUGAUACGCCUUCUUCGAACCGUUUGUUUGAUGCUAUUGUCAGCCAUUGCAUUCCUGUUAUUAUAAGUGAUGAGAUUGAGAUGCCAUUUGAAGAUGUUAUCGACUACUCAGAAAUUUGCAUUUUCAUUCGUGCAUCUGAUGCCGUGAAGAAGGGAUAUCUACUAAACCUUCUCAGAGGAAUUACGAAAGAUCAGUGGACCAAGAUGUGGGAAAAACUGAAGGAGACUGUUCGACAUUUUCAGUAUCAGUACCCGUCCCAGCCUUGCGAUGCUGUUGAUAUGAUUUGGGAGGCAGUUGCACAGAAGGUUUCUUCUGUACGAUUAAGAAUUCACAGGGAGAGCAGAUAUUACAGAUCAGAGCGGAUAAACUGAGCACCUGGUCCAAUGAUUGAGAUGUUGUUAACCUUGCAUUUUAUGGAAAUCAACCGAUUUACAGCUUGUUGUACAUUUAAAAGAAAAACUUUAAAAUGA